Molecule: messenger RNA, 870 nt
Organism: Talpa occidentalis (Iberian mole)
Lineage: Eukaryota; Metazoa; Chordata; Mammalia; Eulipotyphla; Talpidae
Gene: TIMP1
Product: TIMP metallopeptidase inhibitor 1
Exons: 6
Coding region: 142-768 (208 amino acids)
Biological process (GO): negative regulation of endopeptidase activity; negative regulation of membrane protein ectodomain proteolysis
Cellular component (GO): extracellular matrix
Molecular function (GO): metalloendopeptidase inhibitor activity; protease binding
Source: RefSeq, a predicted model, not a curated record
UAAUGCAUCCCGGAAGCCUGGAGGCCUGUGGUUUCCGCACCGCCACCCCCACCCCUUGAGUGGACAUUUAUCCUCGCUGCUCAGGCCCUGCCGCCAUCGCCGAGGACCCAUCGCGUGGAGAGGCUGCAGCAGAGAACCACCAUGGCCCUCUUUGCACCCCUGGCCUCCUCCGGCAUUCUGAUGUUGCUGUGGCUGACAGCCCCCAGCAAGGCCUGCACCUGUGCUCCACCCCACCCUCAGACAGCUUUCUGCAACUCCGAUAUCGUCAUCAGGGCCAAGUUCGUGGGGACCUCAGAAGUCAACCAGAUCACCUCAUACAAGCAUUAUGAGAUCAAGAUGACCAAGAUGUUCAAAGGCUUCAAUGCCUCGAGGGAUACCCCUGACAUCCGGUUCGUCUACACCCCCGCCAUGGAGAGCGUCUGCGGCUACUUACACCGGUCCCAGAACCGCAGCGAGGAGUUUCUCAUCGCUGGACAACUGUGGAAGGGGAACCUGCGCAUCACCACCUGCAGCUUCGUGGCUCCCUGGAACAGUCUGACCUCGGCUCAGCGCCGGGGCUUCACCAAGACCUACGCUGCCGGCUGUGAGGAAUGCACAGUGUUUCCCUGUAGAUCCAUCCCCUGCCAACUGCAGAAUGACACUCACUGCUUGUGGACAGACCAGCUCCUCCGGCGCUCUGAGAAGGGCUUCCAGAGCCGCCACCUUGCCUGCCUGCCCCGGGAACCAGGCCUGUGUACCUGGCAAUCCCUGAGAUUCAAGGAUGCCUGAACCCUGCCCCCAGGGGGAGCUGCAGCCUGUGCAGUGUUCACAGUGGGCUCUACUCUGGGGCUCUCUUCCCCCCAGACAAUGAAAUAAAUAAUUGCCACCCAG